This is a messenger RNA of Manihot esculenta (cassava), 1146 nucleotides long. RefSeq names its product myb-related protein 308. Bases 103 to 960 code for a protein of 285 amino acids. The record is from RefSeq and is a predicted model, not a curated record. NCBI's taxonomy places the organism in Eukaryota, Viridiplantae, Streptophyta, Magnoliopsida, Malpighiales, Euphorbiaceae. The transcript has 2 exons.
UGCUCGGUGGAGCAUCAGUCUCCAGCUUUAUGUAGUCAUUGGUUUUAUCUCCCAUUCGAUAGGAGAAAUAAUCAUCAGAGACAAAAGGACGUGAUCGGAGAAAUGGGAAGGGCUCCCUGUUGCUCCAAGGUAGGGUUGCAUAGAGGACCAUGGACUCCUAGAGAAGACACAUUGCUCAUUAAAUAUAUUCAAUCUCGUGGAGAAGGCAACUGGAGGUCUUUGCCUAAGAAAGCUGGUUUGCUCAGAUGUGGAAAAAGCUGUAGGCUAAGAUGGAUGAAUUAUCUAAGACCAGACAUCAAGAGAGGGAACAUCACUCCUGAUGAGGAUGAUCUUAUAAUCAGAAUGCAUUCGCUGCUUGGAAAUCGAUGGUCUCUGAUCGCCGGAAGGCUUCCAGGUCGAACUGAUAAUGAGAUCAAGAAUUAUUGGAAUACCCAUCUAAGCAAGAGACUUAGAAGCCAAGGAACUGAUCCUAAUACUCAUAAGAAAUUGGCAGAGACAGUUCAACAACAAGGGAAGAAGAAGAAGAAAAAUAAUAAUAACACUUCCAGAAACAGUAAAAACAAGAAUAAUAAAGCCAAAGUAGAGCUUGAAAAGGCCAAGGUGAUCCAUCUCCCCAGGCCUGUUAGGUUUUCUUCUUUAUCUUUACUAAGAAAUGACAGUUUUGAGUGCAAUACUAGUUUGUCUUCAUGCCAAGGAGGAGAGGGUGAGGGUGAGGGUGGUUUAAGUGCAGAAGCUGUCACUGAGAAUCCUUGGUGUAGUUUCAAGUAUGAUCAUGAUGAUGGGAUUAGCUUUCUUGUUGGUGAUGUUGAUCAUGAUAUCGUCAACGGCCCAGAUCUUGGAUGCGUACCUGCAUCAAACGCAAAUCUAGAGAAGCUGUAUGAAGAGUAUCUGCAGCUCCUGAAGACGGAUGAUGAUCAUGGAAAAUUAGAUUACUCUUUUGCAGAAUCACUAUCGCUAUGAGAGUGUCAAGUAGGGCUUAUCAAACUUUAAGAAGAGUCAAUGUACACUCCUAUUAAUAGGACUGUUUAAAUUCAUAUCCUGCAGCUCUCAGUAGCUUUAUCCUUGUAAUUUCCCUAAGCAGAUAGAAUAAAAAAAAUAUAUUACAAUCUUAAUUACUUCAAUAAUAAUUAAAAGCUGUUAUAAAGA